UUGAUGUCGUACCGGCUAUAUGUUAUAUAUAUAAUAAUGCAGAAUGCAGACUGCAGUAGCACAACAACGCGAUUCGCGGAUCACCCUCUCGUCACCCACUUGUCUCGUAUUGUUUGUUUACUUGUUAGCCUUAGAACAUAGCAAAAUUUUGAGUGUUUCGCAGUGAAUUUUCUUUAGUUGUUUUAUUUAUUUAAUUUACAUUUGUAUUAAUCAUUCAUUGCAUUUCGGUAAAAAACUCAAGUUAGCACUUGAAAAUGCUUGCGUGUAAAUAUUGAGAUUUCGGCUUGUGCUUGAGGCCUUCAAACCCAUUGAACUACUAUAAUAUAUGAAUACAUUAUUAAAGAUUUUCGAAUAUUAUACUCGGAUUUUAUUAAAAACGACAUUUUUUAUUGAAAAUGGUAACAUUCAAUCGUGGAGAAAGUUGAAACGCCCGAGCUUUUCUAUUAUUAUUUUUAGGUUACUCGGUAGUGACACCGAACGCAACAAAAGCGCAUCUAUAACAAUCAUAUUCUAUGUGUCAAAUAAGAGCAUGUGAAUACAUUUCAUUUUUUGCCGAAGAUUUAUUUGUUAAAUAAAAUUUAUUGUAAAUCGUUUGACUGAUGUUCUUAUAAUUGUAUAACAUAAAAAUUAAUCUUUUGGAUUCCUUAAAAACGUUUACAUGUAAUAUAAUACACUAUGUCUGCAUUUUCUGGUACAAAUAUUCCAAAAGCAGAAAAAUAUGAACAAGUCACUCUCUAUGCAAACAAUUCAGAUAACAAUGAUACAGUUGGUUUACAACAAUUUUUCUUCAAAGGAGAUUUUCCAUUUCCACAAAUAGAAAAUGCAGUUGACACUACUGCCAAAAGAAGAAUAAAAAAUUUUUCCCUCCAAGAAAAAGUGCAGGUAUUGAAUGAUGUUAAAGCUGGUCGACCAAAAGCAGAGGUACGUAAAGAACAUGGUAUUGGUGAAAGUACACUUAGGCGAUGGGUUCAUGAUGAACAAAAAAUUCGAGAUGCAUUACAUGAAGAAACUGCUAGUCGCAAAAAACUACGAGUGGAUGAUAAUCCUUACGUUGGAGAAGCUUUAAUUGCCUGGUAUAGCCAUUGCAAGCAAGAAGACAUGCAGAUUUCAGGACUUAUGAUAAGAGAAAAAGCUUUGGAACUAAAUAAACUUCUUGGAGGCAAAGACAAUUUUACAGCAAGUAAUGAUUGGUUUACGCAUUGGAAAAAAAAAUAUAGUUUACCCGAUAUACUUUUUGAAGAACAUAAAUCUCCAGAAGAUAGUGCUCUUAAUCAACUUACUAUGACUCUUUCUAAUACUGUGGAAGAACAAUCUCUAUUACGCUGUCAAAUAUUUAAAUGUGAUAAGACUAUUUUAAAUUACAAAUCACUGCCAAAUCGUAGAUUUGUUGGAGAUCGUAUUACCAUAAUGACUUGUUGCAAUUCUGAUGGAAGUCUGAAAUUACCACUUGUGAUUCUUGGAAAAUCUGUAAAAUCAACAACCUUGAUUAAUCUUCAACAAUGUUUACCUAUUUUUUAUUCACAUCAGACAAGCUUAUGGAUAGAUAGCGAUGUUUUGAAUGAAUGGUUUGAUGUUGAAUUUACUCCUAGAGUAACAGAAUUUUUGAAAUCCAAAAAUUUACCAUUAAAAGCAAUACUUAUUGCUGAAAAUGUACCAGCUGAUGCUUUUCAAAAUAGACCAACUAGUGAGCUGCAAAUACAUUUAAUACUUCACAAUCUCAGUUCAGUUAUUGGACCAAUGGAUAAUGAAACUUUACAGUGUGUAAAAUACAACUAUGAACACAAGUUCUUAAAAUCUAUCAUUAGUGCUCAAGAUGAUGGAUUAAGCUUGAGUGAACACUUGCAAAAAAUUAAUUUAAGACAAUUUAUUUACUGGGUUAGUAAUGCCUGGGAUGAGGUAAAGCCACAGACAAUAGUAAAAUGUUGGCAAAAGUUAUUGACUGAUAGAGAAGAAAAUAAUAAAAAUCAAACAGAAGAACAAGAAGUAAGUCAUGUAGUAAUUUUUGAAUGUUUAAGAAGAAUAAAUGAAUUAAAAAAUGUUAGCGGAGAAGACACUGCCAAAUGGAUUUCAGACAAUCCUGAAACUUCUAGAAUCUCCUAUGAAAACAAUAUAAUUGAAAUUGUUGUUAAAGAAAGCAAUGAAGACUUAGUAGAUGAUGCAGAAAAUAUGUGUGAAGAGAAUAAAAUUCUAACUGCCAGAGAAGCAAUCAAUGGACUUAAUGAUGCAAUUCGAUUCUUCGAACAACAUGGGUGCACUAGCAUUCAAGAGAUGUUGACUCUUGUCAAACUAAAAGAAAAAGCAUUGACACUUAAAAUUGAUGAAUCCAUAAAGUAAAGUUCUAAACUAGUUCAGUCAUAUUCUGUUUUUUUUUCUAUAAAAGACUAAGUAAUAUUAUUUUAUAAUUUCAU
Molecule: messenger RNA, 2408 nt
Organism: Trichogramma pretiosum
Lineage: Eukaryota; Metazoa; Arthropoda; Insecta; Hymenoptera; Trichogrammatidae
Product: jerky protein homolog-like
Exons: 5
Coding region: 676-2334 (552 amino acids)
Cellular component (GO): nucleus
Molecular function (GO): DNA binding
Source: RefSeq, a predicted model, not a curated record